GGCCGGGCCGGGUCGCUGGGCAGGAGAUAUGAAGAGAAAAACGAAUAUUAUCCCAAUAUGCCAUUCAUACCCAUCUAGGGUUUGUCCAAUGAUAUAAUAAUAUAAAUAGGAGACGAUGAUGAUUCAGAUCGCCCUCUUUGCAUAAUAUCUCUCACUACUUUAAGCCUUUGGCCGCCUCACUACAACCCUCUCUAGCAAUGGCCAUUACAUUCUCAGAUCUCUACACAGAAGCCGGCCUCAAGUCCCUCGACGACUUCCUCGCCGGAAAAUCUUACAUCUCCGGAGACCAGCUUACUCUGGAUGACAUAAAGGUGUACGCAGCGGUGUUGGGGAAGCCCGAUUCCUUUGCGAAUGUGAGCAAGUGGUACGACUGCGUUUCAUCCCAACUCGCCGCAAACUUCCCUGGCAAGGCAGUCGGAGUCAGAAUCGGAAGCGGCAAGGCUGCUGCUCCUGCUGCUCCUGCUGCAGCCGGAGGAGAUGACGACGACGACUUGGAUCUCUUCGGUGAUGAAACCGAGGAGGACAAGAAGGCAGAAGCAGAGAGGGAGGCAGCCAAAAAGGCAUCUACCAAGAAGAAGGAGAGCGGCAAAUCCUCUGUUCUUCUGGAUGUGAAGCCUUGGGAUGAUGAAACUGACAUGAAGAAGCUCGAAGAGGCUGUUCGCAGUGUGGAGAUGGAGGGUCUCUUCUGGGGAGCAUCAAAAUUGGUUGCAGUUGGUUAUGGGAUCAAGAAGUUGCAGAUCAUGCUCACCAUUGUCGAUGACCUUGUCUCCGUCGAUGACCUCAUUGAGGAGCAGCUUACUGCUGAGCCACGCAACGAGUAUAUCCAGAGCUGUGACAUUGUUGCCUUCAACAAAAUUUAAAUCCACUGCAGUGCUCGUUGUUGAUUUCAUAAUUGUUGAUUCGACUUGGACUUGGACUUGUGGUAGGAAGGAAUGAAUUUUCGUGAGGAAAUUUACUUUUGAUCUUUAUAUGAUGAUAUAUGCUUUUAAUUAGUGUUUUCAGUUGUUGGCCUCUGCUAUUUUGACUUGUGUAUUUUUUUUUUCCCGAUUUCCAGUUAGUGUGUUGACUAAAAUAUGAAUGCUUCUGUCAAAAAAUAAUUUCAAUCUCUUUGUGGUUA
Messenger RNA from Prunus persica (peach), 1117 nucleotides. RefSeq names its product elongation factor 1-beta 2. Gene Ontology annotation, molecular function: guanyl-nucleotide exchange factor activity; translation elongation factor activity. NCBI's taxonomy places the organism in Eukaryota, Viridiplantae, Streptophyta, Magnoliopsida, Rosales, Rosaceae. Gene Ontology annotation, cellular component: eukaryotic translation elongation factor 1 complex; cytosol. The record is from RefSeq and is a predicted model, not a curated record. Gene Ontology annotation, biological process: translational elongation. The transcript has 2 exons. Bases 198 to 860 code for a protein of 220 amino acids.